This is a messenger RNA of Ostrinia nubilalis (European corn borer), 1880 nucleotides long. RefSeq names its product chitinase-3-like protein 2 (gene Cht11). The transcript has a single exon. Gene Ontology annotation, biological process: carbohydrate metabolic process; chitin catabolic process. Gene Ontology annotation, cellular component: extracellular region. NCBI's taxonomy places the organism in Eukaryota, Metazoa, Arthropoda, Insecta, Lepidoptera, Crambidae. The record is from RefSeq and is a predicted model, not a curated record. Gene Ontology annotation, molecular function: chitin binding; chitinase activity. Bases 251 to 1678 code for a protein of 475 amino acids.
CGUCACUCUUUGUUGUUGUGCUGCUUGUAUUGUUUACAAAGUACAUUACUUCAAUUUAUUAAUAUUUUAAUUGGUGAAACUAAUAUUUGAAGCACUUACAACGAUAGUUGAGAUAACAAUUAAAGAUACGUAAUUGUUUUAUCGUGUGUUCCGUUACUUGCUAGGUGAUAUUUAGUUUACGUGCCUCCGACAGUGCGCGCUAGACUUGUGUGUGAAAUAUUGCAACAAUAAAAAACAAUUACCUACGAAAAUGUUAGAUAAAGGUGCUGUUUAUUACCAAAAAGUAAAAGGACCAGCUCUAAUGUAUACAAAGUCGGUGCAAUGUAGUAAAAUUACGAACACAGUUAAGACUGUUGUGGCUUGUGGUGCACUUCUUGUUUUAGUUGCAACGACCUUGAUUCUAAUUCAACCUGAAUUACCAACUCGCAUCAUAAGCAAGGUCCCGACUUAUUUUUCAAUGAAAUCCUACUUUCGUGCUAAAACGUUUGCAAUUUUACGGGGACAGCAAUUAGGUAAAACUAAAUUACGAGCUUUACCACCUUUGAGUGAUGAGGAAAAGAAAAUAGUGUCAUGCUAUUACAAUACGCCCAGUGCUAACGGGACGGGCCAGCUGCUGCCCGCGGACAUCCACCCGCACCUGUGCACGCACAUCAACGUUGCCUUUGCCCGGGUCGUGAAUAAGGAAAUUCAUCUAGACGACGUACAGUAUCAAGCUCUACGUGAUAUUGUGAAACUUAAGAAAGUAAAUCCUGAUUUGAAAAUUUUGAUUUCUGUGGGAGGUUCUGGAAAUGAAGAUGGUUUCUCUGAUAUGGUUAUCAAUCAUGCAUCUAGAAAAGUGUUCAUAAGAUCUCUAAAAUGGUUACUACGGAACUAUACAUUAGAUGGAGUAGAUCUUGACUGGGAAUUUCCAGCUGUGCACCUGGACACAUUCAUCCUUGGAGGCAAACGGGAGAGACAACAUUUUUCUCAGUUAUUGUAUGAAAUUCGACGUGAAUACAUUAGAGAGAAAAGAGAUUACUUACUCACUGUGGCCGUUGCUGCUCCAGAAACAAUAGUUGAUAUUUCUUAUGAUAUUGAUCAAAUUAAUUUAUAUACCGACUAUGUGAAUGUUAUGACGUAUGACUUUCACUAUUUCACCAAAUACACUCCAUUCACUGGAUUUAACUCACCACUAUUCGCACGGCACGGGGAGCAAAUGUAUCUAGCCUCACUGAAUAUCAACUACACUGUCCACAUGUACUACAGCAAAGGGCUGAGUCUGAGUAAAAUCGUAGUCGGUAUACCCACUUAUGGCCACACUUUCACUCUCGUGAACCCUGGCAACACCAGAGUGGGGAGCCCGGCUUCUGGAUACGGCUCCCUCGGAGGCAUGGGCUUUGUCAGCUAUCCAGAAAUAUGUACAUUUGUAAAAAAAUUCAAAGAUGUCAUAAUUCAAGAGGACGUAGAGGCCAAAGUACCGUAUCUCUACAGAGGCCGGGAGUGGGUCUCGUUCGAGUCCCCGCAGAGCGUGGCGGCCAAGGCGGCCUACGUGCGCGCGGCGGGGCUGCGCGGCGCCAUGAUCUACUCGCUCAACGCCGACGACUACAGCGGCGUGUGCCGCGCUCGCGGCGGACAACUCAAAUUCCCACUACUUCAGUCUAUCAAGAAUUCCCUCUUUGGCAACGACACUGCGAAUUAGGCGCAAGCGACGAGAAAUGAAGAAAUUAGCGAGAACCAGCAACCAGUCAAGUGUGAAAAAUGAAUAUGAAACGACGGUGCAUGCGUUUUUUGAGUGGUUUACCUGUUUUUUCCUGGUCACAUAUGUAAUUUUGUACAUGGCGCAGGAUUUCAUAGUAAGAGUGUGCGUCAGGCGCUGCGGCGGGCGGCGUGGGGCGCUGUGA